UGGCCUGUCGCCUCUCGUUGGCCUGGCUUGUAUAGUCUCGCCGCGACGAUAUGGUAUCCGCUAUCGUCAUUCCACGGAAUUUCUAACGCACCUAGUUCAAUUUGUCACAUGCAAACCCUACUACCUCGUGUAAUGUAUCGCUUCGCAGGUUAAUAAACGACUGAAGGCAUAGUGCCGGCAGUUUUUACUUUGAGUAUAUUCAUGUCUAAGGCUGAAGCAAGAACUCUAUGGCAAUCUACGUGCGUCCUUGCGGGUUUACUGACGCUGGUUGGUCUCAAGGGCACAGCGUCGCAGAAGCUAACCCCACGGUUGCACAAAACUAUUGGCUUUGAAUUACGAGAGCUAGUCUUCAGCUGCUACCUUUUCCAAUCUCACCUUCCAAUCUCACCAAGUUAUGCUACUGAUACAUUUCCCGUACCAUGUUGCAUGAUUGUGAAAGACUGAGCAUUGGUUAAACCCCCUGGGAUUUACCGGUGGUUUGUGAUUAAUGCGUUGGCUUACGCGUUCAACUCGUAAGAUAAUUCUUACUCACCUACCCCAAGCGAUGACAGCUUCACUGGCUGGCUAGCGUUCGAUUACGAGGACUCUUCGCAACGUCUCUCGCGAUCACAUUCACUCCGCGGUGUCAGGUACUACAAAUAAAACGUGUCAAAGUCUCCUAAAUCGAGCAUCCCCAGUCGUACAUACUCCGGUUGACUCUGGUGAUU
Messenger RNA from Aspergillus uvarum CBS 121591, 707 nucleotides. RefSeq lists its product as uncharacterized. Lineage: Eukaryota; Fungi; Ascomycota; Eurotiomycetes; Eurotiales; Aspergillaceae. The record is from RefSeq and is a predicted model, not a curated record. The transcript has a single exon. Bases 202 to 444 code for a protein of 80 amino acids.